Molecule: messenger RNA, 444 nt
Organism: Podospora bellae-mahoneyi
Lineage: Eukaryota; Fungi; Ascomycota; Sordariomycetes; Sordariales; Podosporaceae
Exons: 1
Coding region: 1-444 (147 amino acids)
Source: RefSeq, a predicted model, not a curated record
AUGGGACGGGCGAUAUAUCGUCCGAGGAAGACAGCCGGCAUUGCUUCGCACGGCAAGAGCGAGCUGGGUGACCUGAUCGACAUGUAUCACACCCGACAGGCUACCCUAGUGCAUGACAAGGUGUUCGCCUUGUUGGGCAUGAGUACCACCGACCCACUACACAAGACAUUCCUAGACUAUUGGGCUGGUUGGGAUGUUGUUUUCAAGCAGGUGGAAAAGUCUCUAUUCGGUGCAUUAGUGUCAGUUGAUACCUGGUCCCACUCACAGGUGGCUGAGAUACAAGGAAAUGGUCAGGUACUGGGCAAAGUCAUUCGAGUAGAAUUCGAUGAUGCCAACGGGCGGCAGAAGCUAUCCAUCGAGUGGAAGGUUUCACAAGCCCAACGAUUCUACAUCGUCCGCAGGCUGGACGCUUCCACUUUCUGCCAAAUCAGUCCGGAGGGUUGA